This is a messenger RNA of Paramecium sonneborni, 1768 nucleotides long. NCBI's taxonomy places the organism in Eukaryota, Ciliophora, Oligohymenophorea, Peniculida, Parameciidae. The record is from the annotation of a GenBank genome assembly.
UUUAAACUGAAUGCAACGAGUACCAUAAUUUGUGUAGAGACCUGUAUUAUAAGACUCUUUCCGUUAAUCGUUCAAAUAGACACCUGAUAAAGAGAAUUCAUAUGCAUAAUUACAAAAACGAAAACCAAUACAAGCUUAUCCAUAAUAUCAAUCUACUUAGACACUUCAAAAACCAGAAAUGCGUCCCAAUUCUUCCUAACCUAGACAACCUUCAGUAUAAGUUGUUCCAAGACCAUCUUCAGCAUCUAAUGAUAAGAGAGCUUUUUCUAAUUAGAAGUAACCAUCAAGAUGUUCAUUUAAAGAAUUAAAGAAUUCUACAUAUAUUCAACCAUAAUAAGCUACACCUUAAUCAAGAUAUUAUUCAUUGAAAUAGGUUCCAGAUAAUAAUCUUGUCAAAUCUUAAUCUAAUUAACAGUUGGCAAACAAAUAAAUUGAUUAAUCAGAAUAUAAAAAAUUACACGAAAAAUUGUUAUUUUUAGAAAACAAGAUUAACAAAAUUAAAUCUAAUAUUGAAAUUAGUAAUUCUUAAUUAUAGAAAUAAACAGAAAGAGCAAAAUAAAAACCUAUCGGUUUAGCAGCUAAAUUUUUUUAGAAAAAAGAUUAAGAAAAUUGUGAACCUAAAGAAAGUACUACACCAAAAGAAUUAACAAAAUGUGCCACAGCUUUAAAUCUAUAACUUAAUAAAGCUUUAAAAUAGAGUUAAAUUGCAAAAGAUUAAUAAUCAAGCAUAAAUUUAGAUCAAUUUGUUACAUAAGUUAAAUAAAUAAAAAAACCAAUCUAAUAAUAACAAUCUUAAUUGAGUAGACAUUAAUCUUUAGAAAUUAAUUAAAGUACUAUUCCAAUUACUAAGGCAGUUAUAAAUGAAAAAUCACAUUCAUCACAAAAGUCUAAAAAAGAUGAUAAUGUAAUUAUUAAAAUUACUCUAGUUUAUGUAUUAUAUUUCAAGUGUUGUACGAACAUUAGUUUAAGAAUAAGUGAGCAAAAAUGAUGAAGUUAUAAGAGAUCAUAUUGUUUAAACUAUUUAAGUAAGUAUUUUAAUUAGUAAAUUAGGGUUUGGAAUAUGCUAAAAAUUUAUAAUUAUAAUUUUAAGAUGAUAAAGUUAUAAAUUUACCGAAAUCUAAUCAUCUCAAAACUUUAGUAUUUGAUUUGGAUGAAACUUUGAUUCAUUGUAAUGAAAGUAUUGCAGUACCUGGAGAUAUUGUCUUACCUAUUACUUUUCCUACUGGAGAAACUAUUUAAGCAUCCAUCAAUAUUAGACCUUUUGCUUAAUAAAUUCUUUAAACUUUAUCUCGACAUUUUGAAAUCAUUGUCUUUACUGCUUCCCAUUCAUGUUAUGCUAAUAUUGUUUUAGAUUACUUAGAUCCGAAAAAACAAUUGAUCAGCCAUAGGCUAUUUCGAGAUCAUUGUUUAUAAACUGAAGAAGGUGCAUAUGUUAAGGAUUUAAGGUAUUAUCAUUAUUUAUCUAUAGAGUCUUAGGUAAUAGAAAAUUAUCUAAUAUUCUCUUGAUUGAUAAUGCUAGUUACUCAUUUGGGUAAUAAAUUGAUAAUGGAGUUCCUAUUAUUGCAUAUUAUGAUAAUAAAUAAGAUUAAGUAAACUAUUUAUUCUAAUCUAGGAAUUAUUAUACUUAUAAAACUAUUUAAUGAAAUUUAGAAUGGUCACUGAUGUUAGAGAACUCAAUUCAUAAUUAUUAAAAAUCAACUCUUUUACAAAUUAUUAAGAUCCUUUACAUUUAGUUUCAGAAUUAUUUCCUGAUUAAUUACCAAAAUGA